AUAUAACAGAUUUUUGUCCAGCGAAUAGUGUUUGUGCAUGUAAAGAUGGAAAGCCUUUUUGCAACUCUUCUUCCCCUGAUGAGUUCCUACUUAACCUUCAAGACUAAGCUCCAUCAUGUUGCUAACACAGCACUUAAACAACUCUACUGCAGUUUCUUUGAAUGCAAGAUGUCCAAAUUUCAGAGGUCAGUGGGGAAAUUACUGGUACAUGGGAGUCAAAUGUGACCAACUCUGGAACACACUGGACCUGAUUUUAGUAGCAGCAUUGCCUGGAAUAGGACUUGCUUUACUAGUUGGUGUAACAAUCCAGACUAUCCACUACUGUAAAAAGAGGUCAAAGAAGGAUACAAAUGACCACCGAGAACAGAGGCGUUUAUCAGGACUCCAACCUCAACAUAAUUCUGCUCAUGCUUUCCAUACUGCUAUGAGACCUCAACCUGAUCAAGGCCAGAAUCCCUGGAGCCCAUCCUUUCACAGCGUCCUUCCUAGAAGUCCUGUAUCUCCACCACAGCAGUCCUCUGGAAGAUAUUACAACAUGACUCAUGAACCCAAAGAAGACAGUGCUUAUAUCUAUCCAUCUGAUAACUGGGAUGGCUCUCUGGGAACAGCUAAACCUGAAGGAAGUUAUGGAGACAAGUAUUCUUUGACCCUGCACAUGAAGCCACUUUUCAAUAUGUCCACACCAGGCAUUCCAAAGUCAAGCUACAUUCAAAGAGAGAGACAACAAACUGGAUACCCAGGUUCUGAAGAGCCAGAAAUUCCUUAUAGGAUAGGACGUGUGCAGAUGAAACCCAACUAUUAAGUUUUCUGCAAAAGAAAAAUUUAUAUAUAUAUAUAUAAUCACCUAAUCAUUUUAAAAGCAUAUUUGGAAUAUUUUUAGAAAACUAUGGGUAUGAUUUACCUAUGCUAUAAAUUAUAUUUUACCUUUCUUUCCAUAUUAAUGCCAUCAAUUCUUAUAUCUUUAUAUUUUUAACUUUUAUUUUCCCCAGUCUCUCUCUAGGACUGCAACGCAAAACUUUCAUUUCCAACAUCCAACUUCAUUAACUCAGCAGGGAUGGCAAAUACGUGUUAUCUCCAAAAUUCAGCAUAACACUCGUUGAUUGAUUUAUGACAUGUAUCUUUAUAAUGUACUCAAUGAUAUGCAGAGAAGGUUGGCUGAAAAUUGGUAAUAGGGAAUAUUAAAUAGUUUUUAGUUACUGGAUAAAUCUAUGGAAUUGCACUAAAGCAUCAGCAUAUAAAUAAUGAA
Messenger RNA from Phacochoerus africanus (Common warthog), 1246 nucleotides. RefSeq lists its product as uncharacterized. The record is from RefSeq and is a predicted model, not a curated record. Lineage: Eukaryota; Metazoa; Chordata; Mammalia; Artiodactyla; Suidae. Bases 116 to 802 code for a protein of 228 amino acids. The transcript has 7 exons.